Diaporthe batatas is the source of this 4896-nucleotide messenger RNA. RefSeq lists its product as uncharacterized. NCBI's taxonomy places the organism in Eukaryota, Fungi, Ascomycota, Sordariomycetes, Diaporthales, Diaporthaceae. The record is from RefSeq and is a predicted model, not a curated record. Gene Ontology annotation, molecular function: ATP binding; ABC-type transporter activity; ATP hydrolysis activity. The coding region runs from base 239 to 4741 and encodes 1500 amino acids. The transcript has 5 exons. Gene Ontology annotation, cellular component: membrane. Gene Ontology annotation, biological process: transmembrane transport.
ACUCGGUUGCUCCAAACUACAAGACUUUAAAUGGUGAACUGCUACAGACUUUCCUACAUUCGCAGCGGGCUGAUGACAAUUUGCAAACAUUGAAGAAGACCUUGGGCAUUGCUACACCUGCUCUUCUUUGCCUCCUCUGAGAGAAUGCGAACGUGACGUGUUCUUAAAUUAGACGCCUCCGCCUUCACAAAGACUUCGGCUUUUGAUAUGUCAACAAGCUCUGCAUAAUCCACAGAACAUGGACUUUUCGGGGUGUCUGAACGAUGAGGCAAUCGAGCCGGCCGUUCUUGGCUGUCGUGGAGAGUUCGAUUUUACUGUGAAAUUCGAGAAGAUCUUUUUCUCGAUCUUACCCUCAGCGAUAUUCAUUCUUACCGGCUUACCUCGCAUCACCGUUCUCUGGCAUCGAAAAGCGGUGGUGAGCGCCACGUUACUCUGCUUUGCGAAAUUGGGCACGCUUGUUGUACUGUCCGCCUUGCAAUUGAUCCUGCUGGCAUGGAGCAUUGCCAACGGCGGGGUGUACAAAGCAUACCUGGUCUCUGCAUCAGCUUUGGGCUUCGUAUCGAGUUUGGGACUCAUCGCCUUGUCUUUCCUAGAGCAUGCAAGGUCGCCAAGGCCCGCGAUUUUGCUCAGCUUCUAUCUUGCUCUAACGCUUUUACUCGACGCUGCACAGACCCGGACUUUGUGGUUGGCCUCAAGAAAUCAGACAGAUAUCAUGUUUUCCAGAGUUUAUACGUGUGCCUUGGCUUUCAAAGCGGUAUCGUUGCUCUUGGAGUCGCAGAGCAAGGCGCGGUGGAUAUCCUGGGACUUGAAAGAGCACAGCCCAGAAGAGACAAGUGGUCUGUUCGGGCUAGGUGCAUUCAUCUGGCUAAAUCAACUCUUCUUGUCUGGGUAUUCAAAGGUCCUGAAAGUGGGCGACCUCUACCCUCUUGAUCCAGCCUUGUGUGCCGAGACCCUGGAGAAGAAUUUGGGACAGCACAGACACAAGUCGGUUUCUGAGAAGCGCCACAAGAAAAAUGGUCUGGCUCAAGCUUUGACGAAAGCUCUUGCGAUCCCCAUCCUAAUACCGGUCAUUCCGCGAGCAGCAAUGGCUGUGUUCCAAUUCUGCCAGUCCUACCUGAUCAACACCCUACUCAGUCAUCUGGAAGAGCCAAAUCCGUCCAAGAAUGCUGGCUAUGGCCUCAUUGGGGCAACAAUCUUGAUCUACCUCAGCAUUGCUAUCACGUUCGCACUCUACUGGUACUACCAAGAGCGAGCGAUGUAUAUGGCUAGAGGAGCCCUGGUCGCAGCAAUUUACAGGAAGACCACAGAAGUGAGCCUGCCAGCAGCCGACAACUCUGCACUAACAUUGAUGAGUGGCGACAUCGAGCGCAUCAUCGCCGGGUUUCUGAACAUCCACGAGCUUUGGGCCAAUACCGCCCAGGUUGCCGUCGCCUGCUGGCUCCUCUCGCAACAGAUCGGCUUGGCAUUCCUGUCCCCCUUGAUCGUGGUUGGAGUUUGUGCUGCGUGUUCCACAAUCUUAGCCCGACUUACCGGGCCACGUCAAAAGGCCUGGAUGGAGCAGAUCCAGAAGCGGGUCGGGCUUACUUCGACUGUUGUUGGGCAUAUGAAGAAUCUGAAGAUGUCGGGUCUUGCUGUUCCGAUGGGCAAACUGGUCCAGCAGAUGCGUGUUGAUGAGCUGCGAGCCGGGGCGCGAUUUCGCCUUAUCCUGUCCUUCACAGCAACUAUGGGCGUGACACCACUGUGCCUUUCCCCUGUGAUGACGUUUGUGUUCGCAUCUAGAGGGCUUGGUGUUACGACUAUUUUCACUUCGAUGUCCUACAUCGUCCUACUGGCAACGCCACUGUCCGUCCUCUUUCAAUCAAUACAAACGCUGAUGGCAGCCUUCACUUGCCUCGACCGGAUUCAGGUGUUCUUGGAGAAAGAUGACCGUCAAGACUUCCGGGUCAAAAGUUCAACACAACACACCGAUUUAAGGACAGCGGAUAGCCUCGAAGAGACUGUAGGGGGUAGAACGAUCACCACACCCUCGCACGCGGUCGAGAUAGCCAAUGGAUCUUUUGGGUGGAGCCCCGCCCGAAUUAUCCUUACAAAUAUCAACCUCAGAAUUCCCACGUCAGGCCUGACUAUCAUUAUUGGGCCAGUGGCAUCGGGCAAAUCAACACUGUGCAAGGCACUGCUCGCCGAGACUCCCGUCGCACUAGGAACAACGAGAACCUCUUUUGCUCCCGACUCGACUCGCGUCGCAUACUGUGACCAGACUCCCUAUCUUUCCAACGCCAGUAUUCGAGAGAAUAUUGUUGGGUUCUCACCUUUUGACGGGGAAAGGUACGACGAGGCUGUUGAGGCAGCAGUGCUACGUCACGACCUGGAUGUGCUACUCCCACAAGGAGAUCAGACUCAAAUUGGCACUGAUGGCAUCACCCUGAGCGGCGGACAGAAACAACGGGUCUGCCUUGCCAGAGCGCUGUACCACGGGACCGAUAUUGUGAUAUGCGAUGAUGUUCUCCGAGGACUCGACGCUGAUACAGAGGACCAGGUUUUUCGGAGGGUUUUUUCAGUCAAUGGCGUCCUCCGCCGCAGAAAAGCCACCAUGGUAUUAUCCACGCACUCUGUGAGAUAUUUGCCCUUGGCCGAUCAUAUCGUUGCUCUCGAUGAGAAGGGGACGAUCUCUGAGCAGGGCACAUUUUACGAACUGGUGGCCAACCAGGGCUAUGUUCAUAGCCUCAAUGUUGAGGACAAAUCCCAUCAGGACUCCAAUAAUUCGGAGAUUGAAACGGAUGUAACGCAACAGGCGGCCAGCUUGAAGAUAAUAACUACCAGACAACCCAAGGCAGACACAGAAGAUUCAGACAAGAAUCAGCUCAGCCGUAUGUCUGGUGACGUUCAAGUCUACAAGCAUUACUUCGCUCGCAUCAGCAUCUCGUUCCAACUGGCAUUCCUGGUUUCUGCAAUGGCAUGGGGAUUCUUCUACAGCUUCCCAAACGUUUGGCUCACGUUCUGGUCUGACGACAUUACAUCCACACAUCGCGCGCACUCGGACUCGUUCUUUCUUGGGUUCUACGCCCUCUUUCAAAUCUGCACCCCGUUGUCAUUACUUAUAAUGAGCCUCAUAUGCUUUAGAAACAUUGUGACCCAGUCCGGGUCUAGGUUGCAUCAGGAUGCAUUGACUACCAUCAUCUCAGCGCCUCUUCGAUUCUUUUCUAGGACGGACACCGGCACCGUUACCAACCUCUUUUCUCAGGACAUGACCUUGAUUGACGGCAGACUCCCGAUGGCUUUGUCAAACAUGUCUCUCUAUGUCUUCUCAUCGUUGGGCCAGGCCGCCGUCAUAGCCACAUCAUCCCCAUAUCUCGCUAUCACUUACCCGUUUCUCUUUGGACUUGUAUACGUGAUACAGAAAUUCUACCUUCGCACAUCGCGGCAAAUGCGACUUUUAGACCUCGAAACGAAGGGUCCACUCUACUCUCAUUUCAUUGACACGAUCAAGGGGUUGGCAACCAUCCGUGCAUUUGGUUGGGUUUCGGAGAACACGCAGUUGAACAGAAACUACCUGGAUACGUCACAGAGACCAGCUUACCUCCUCGCCAUCAUUCAGCAUUGGCUCGGCUUUGUGCUUCGGCUCAUAGUUGCAAUCCUUGCGGUCGCCAUCGUCACCUUGGCGACGCAGCUGGGCUCUAACACAGCUUUCACGGGGGCCAGUCUCGUUACAUUGAUGAGCUUUUCUGAAGGCUUGAUGUACGUCAUCACCAUGUACACGCUCCUGGAGACGUCCAUUGGUGCUGUUGCCAGGUUGAAAAGCUUCAGCGAGAAGGUCAAGCCGGAAGGUGGUGGUAGUGAGACGCUUGUCCUGCCACCAUUUUGGCCGCAUGGUGGGAUCAAGCUGAACAAUGUGUCGGCUACGUACGCGGACAUUGGCGAUGAAACACUAACCUUGUCCGAGCCUACCGCCACUGGGGUUGGGACUGCAGGCAGCGAUAGCAUUGACGCAAAAAGACAGCCACUGGCGUUGAAAAGUCUGAACCUCGUUAUACGCCCCGGUGAGAAAGUCGCCAUAUGCGGUCGAAGUGGAAGUGGGAAGUCUUCCAUCAUAUCACUUCUCCUCCGCCUUCUGGAUCCACUCCCGAGCUGUUCUGAAAGCAUCAUAAUCGAUGACAUCCCUCUUCAACUGGUUGAUCGUACCGUCCUUCGCGAGCGAAUCCUUACUAUUCCCCAGGAUGUGGUGUUCCUUCCAGACGGUUCCUCAUUCCAAAUGAAUCUAGACCCGGUCGGUGCAUCGUCCGAGGAAGAAUGCUGGGCUGUGUUGGACUCCAUCAGACUGAGGGACCUGGUUGAGGAGCAUGGGGGUCUUGCAGCCGGAAUGGAUGUUGUUAUGCUGUCACAAGGGCAGAAGCAACUAUUCAACCUCGCUCGCUCUCUACUAAGACAUAGGAAUAGAGCGCGAGACUUUGGGAGCAGCUAUGGCGACACGGGCGCAACGCAGCGGGGUGUCCUGCUCCUCGACGAGUUCAGUUCUGGUGUUGACCAUGACACCGACAUUGUCAUGCAGAAGAUCAUCCGGGAAGAAUUCGCCGAUUACACGAUCGUCAUGGUUAGUCAUCGCCUGGAUAUGGUGAUGGAAUUUGACACAGUCGUCAUGAUGGAUGCCGGCAGUAUUGUUGAGAGAGGUCGGCCUACGACAUUGAUAGCAACGAAAGGAUCUAGAUUUAGGGAACUUUGGAUGGUUGGUCGCGAGGGGCUUUAAGGAUUACGAUGGAGGUGGUUAGGUACGAGCCAUCGGAUUGUUUGCAUGUAGCAAGGCGUGGGCUUAGAGCGCAAGCCCGAUGUUCCAAGGUUCCUGGGUCAGUCUCAUAAAAUGCGUCAGUCGAUGCCCUUCAACUAGAGUGGUUUCGUUUUUAA